Metopolophium dirhodum (rose-grain aphid) is the source of this 2222-nucleotide messenger RNA. RefSeq names its product dynein regulatory complex subunit 3-like. Gene Ontology annotation, molecular function: protein binding. The transcript has 10 exons. The coding region runs from base 221 to 1756 and encodes 511 amino acids. The record is from RefSeq and is a predicted model, not a curated record. NCBI's taxonomy places the organism in Eukaryota, Metazoa, Arthropoda, Insecta, Hemiptera, Aphididae.
AGGGACACAAUGUGGUAAUAACUAAUAAACUAAUAAUAAUGUAAUAAUAUUACAUUAGGUAUUAUAUAUUAUAUUAUAAUAUCAGUUUACAAGUUACAGUAUAUACCUAAUUUAACACACACUUCUUAGGUGUAUUAGCUUAGAUAUAAUAUUUUGAGUAUAAAGUUUAUAAUAUCGUCAUCGGCGUCGCAAACCUAAGAUUUCUUUGACUUAAUUCGUCAUGGAAUUCACGGUGAUCAACUCUGACGUCGGGCGGUUUAGCCGAGACGACGAUCAUCAUAACGAUUCGGAUGCAUCGUCGACACGAAAAUUCGAAGACGUCGGUUGUCUGGAUCUCAGUUGUUCGAAUAUACUGCACAUAGCCAAUUUGUGUUUGAUAUCGUCCACCAAUCUUACGUCGUUAAAAUUACCGGUCAACCGUAUUGAUAAAAUUUGCAAUCUCGAUGCCUAUACAAACCUUGUGGAGUUGGAUCUUUCGCAUAACCAUAUUAAGCAGAUCGAAAAUCUCCAGGGAUUAAUUAAAUUGCGGCGUUUGACUUUAAACCACAAUCCACUGACAAACGUACAAAAUUUGGAUACUCAACGUAAUUGUUUGGAAAUGCUAGACAUAGGAUAUUGCAAAAUAGCUGAUUAUAAAUUUACUUUGUACUUAAGAAAGUUUACGAACCUCAUAUCACUAAUAGUAGAAGGUAACCCAUGCCAAACUGAACCCAUUUACUCCGAACGGACAUUCAUACUGUCAAUUGUACAAUCGUUACUGGUGUACAAUAAUAAAACUGUUACAGUUGAAGAAAGAAAAGAAGCUCUCGACACCCACAGUCAACUGGUUGCUAUGCUCGAAAAAAAUGACAAGAAAUGGAAACGGAUGUCCGUGGACGAGCAAUUGCGACUAGAACGGUUGGCGGGCAGGAAGAACGCGUUUUUAGAUGGAAUCCCGGAAGGCGAAGACGUCGAUUUCAACGUCAACGUAUUUCGAAACCCGACCGUGGAACAAGUAUUGAUGGAAAACAGCCGUUACGGGAUCCAUAACGUUUACAGAGGAUACGCUGACAACUUUAGGCGACUGAUAACCGAAAUAACGGAAGCUGCAGAGACUAGCCGCGGGAUCCGUGCCCGACUGGUCGACGAAUUCCACUGCGAUUUGCGGCAAUUGAUCGACGGCGGCGUGGACGAAAGCAGAAAGUGCGUUUCGGAGUUUGCUGAGCACAAGAAACGUGUGAAAUGCGAAUUGUCGGCAGGCACCGGUGACGGUGUAAGUCCAUCGACGAACGCUGACGUCGCAUGCGGACGAUUCGGUGAGAGGAUGCGAGUAACGUGGCUCACGCUGAUGGGCCAUGAGGACCAAUUGUCUAGGAAAAUAACGAAAAUGAUUGGUGAAUUGCGGGACGUACUUGAAAAGCAGAUAGUCGAAUUCAAACAGUUGGUCAACAACCGAUUUUGUAUGUUGCAGAGACAACAGAACAUAUUCCUACAGUUCAUUUUAGAGUAUGCAGUGUCUUCGGUGCAAAGCGAUGACAUAAACAAUAGAAUUAGCAGAGUGUCACAAUUCACAAACGAUAUUUCACAAUGUAUGGAAUCGCAAGCUUCGCAGGUAGAACGCGCUGAAUUAUACAUAACGAAAAGUGCUUCCAAAUGGUUAGACGACGUGUUUGACAAAUUGAACAGCGAAGAAUUCCAAAGAAAUCGUCGGAAGAUAUCAGAAAUUGCAUCAUUUAUCCGUUAUCAAAAUGAAACAUUGAAACGAACACAGUCUUAGCAGUUAUAACAGUCUUAUGAUGUUUGGAGUUAGUUUAUUAUUAGGUACCUAUAUUAUGUAUUUAUUAUAGUAUAUUGUUAUAUUACAUAUAAUAACUAAUUGGACCUAAUUGGUUAUAAGGCAACCAAAAUAUAUAUUUUCAAUGCCAUUAUAGAUAUAAACAUCAUAAAAAAUAAAUGUAUAUUGUUAAUGUACGUAAUGUCUAAACAUAUUCAAUUUUAAACGUCAACAAAUGUUAACAUAAUAAGAUCAUAAAUUAAUGUGUUAUAGACAAAAGCUUAAGUAUAUUAAAUAAUACAUGCUAUACUCUGUCUAGCAAGAUUAUAAACUUUGUAAUUGUAAAAAUAAUGUGGUCCGUUAAAAAAUACAGUUGCAAAAAAGAAGGGGUUUAGUGGAACCGAACUACAAUUAAAUUAGGGUGUGCAAAAUUUAUUUUUCAUUACUCACUCCUUUUGCACCAUACAUU